Polyodon spathula (Mississippi paddlefish) is the source of this 5050-nucleotide messenger RNA. RefSeq names its product slit homolog 1 protein-like. The coding region runs from base 358 to 4986 and encodes 1542 amino acids. Gene Ontology annotation, biological process: negative chemotaxis; axon guidance. NCBI's taxonomy places the organism in Eukaryota, Metazoa, Chordata, Actinopteri, Acipenseriformes, Polyodontidae. The record is from RefSeq and is a predicted model, not a curated record. Gene Ontology annotation, molecular function: heparin binding; calcium ion binding; Roundabout binding. The transcript is spliced from 38 exons.
UGUUGUGUGUGUGUGUGUGUGCUUUCUCCCUCUUCCCUUUUUACAGGCAAUCAGAUGAAGGCUGGAGAGAAAGGGAGAAAGACACAGAGCAAGAGGGGAACAUCUCGAUAAAGAGAAAGAAGGAAAUCAAGAUUUUAAGCAAACCUGGAGAGCAGUUGUCAAUAUUUAUACAAUAUAUAGAAAUAUAAUUUUUGCUGGCUUUUUAAUUUUUUUUUUUUCUUCAGAGGAUCUGAAGAUAUCCACACACGUUUUAUAUAUCUUUCUUGCUCUUGCACAUUGGUGUGAAAAGGCUUUUUAAAAGCAGAAGGAUCUGGGGGAUUGGUUAGCUGUUAGCUUUGCACAGACUGGUGGUUCAGUAUGUCUCUUGGAAGAAGCAGCAGCAAUGUGGCUGGCACAACGCUGGCAAAAGCUGGACUCUGGGUUGUGUUGUUGGGCACCCUGUUUGGAAGCUAUGCCAGUGCCUGCCCAGCACUCUGUACUUGUAGUGGCACCACUGUGGAUUGCCACGGACUAGGGAUCAAAGCCGUGCCCAGGAAUAUUCCAAGGAACACUGAGAGGCUGGAAUUGAAUGGAAACAACAUCACACGCGUCAACAAAAACGAUUUUUCUGGACUGAAAUACCUCCGAGUAUUACAGCUGAUGGAAAACCAGAUUGGCGUGAUCGAGCGCGGAGCAUUCGAUGACAUGAAGGAGCUAGAGAGACUGCGCCUGAAUCGAAAUCAGCUCCACAUGUUCCCAGAGCUGCUAUUCCAGAAGAACGCGGCUCUCUCCCGACUUGACCUGAGCGAGAACUUUAUCCAGGCCAUCCCCAGGAAGGGGUUCCGUGGAGCUACUGAUAUUAAGAACCUGCAGUUGGACAAGAACCAGAUCACCUGCAUUGAGGAUGGAGCCUUCAGAGCCAUGAGAGGGCUGGAGGUCCUGACCCUGAACAAUAAUAACAUCAGCAGCAUUCCCGUCUCCAGCUUCAACCACAUGCCCAAGCUCCGAACCUUCCGUCUGCACUCCAACAACCUACAUUGUGACUGCCACCUGGCCUGGCUUUCCCAGUGGCUGAGGCAGAGACCCACCAUUGGGCUGUUUACCCAGUGCAGCGGGCCAACACAACUGCGUGGUCUCAAUGUGGCUGAGGUCCAGAAACACGAGUUCACCUGCCCAGCACAUGCCCAGUCCCCACAUUCACAGCCCUGCAGCCUGCUGGCCGGAUCCUGUCCAGCCAUGUGCACCUGCAACAACAACAUUGUGGACUGCAGAGGAAAGGGGCUGACUGCCAUCCCAGCCAACCUGCCCGACAGCAUGGCCGAAAUACGUCUGGAACAGAAUGGGAUUAAGUCGAUCCCACCGGGUGCGUUUUCCCCCUAUAAGAAGCUGCGCAGAAUAGACCUGAGUAACAACCACAUCUCUGAGAUUGCACCUGAUGCCUUCCAAGGACUGCGCUCUCUCAACUCACUGGUCCUUUAUGGAAAUAAAAUCACAGACCUACCCAAAGGCGUUUUCGAUGGACUGUAUGCCUUGCAGCUAUUGCUCCUGAACGCCAAUAAGAUCCACUGUGUCCGUGCUGAUGCCUUCCAGGACCUGCAGAAUCUAUCCCUGCUCUCGCUCUACGACAACAAGAUCCAGACUCUGGCCAAGGGGACCUUCGCCGCACUGCGCGCUGUGCAGACUCUGCACCUGGCGCAGAAUCCAUUUAUCUGUGACUGUAAUCUGAAGUGGCUGGCAGACUACCUGCGCUCCAACCCCAUCGAGACGAGCGGAGCGCGCUGCGCCAGCCCCCGGCGCCUCGCCAACAAGCGCAUCAGCCAGAUCAAGAGCAAGAAGUUCCGCUGCUCUGCUAAAGAACAGUACUUCAUCCCAGGACUGCACCACAAUAACUGCACUGAGGAUACGCGACUCAACAGUGAGUGCAACAGUGACACGACGUGUCCACCAAAGUGCCGCUGUGAAGCCAACGUGGUGGACUGCUCCAACCUCCGCCUCACCAAGAUCCCAGAGCACAUCCCACAGUCCACCGCUGAGCUACGUAUGAACAACAAUGAGAUUGCAGCUCUGGAGGCGACGGGCAUCUUCAAGACUCUCUCACAGCUCAAGAAAAUUAACCUGAGCAACAACAAGAUCACGGAGAUUGAGGACGGAGCGUUCGAGGGCGCCGCCGCUGUUAACGAGCUGCACCUGACUGCCAACCAGAUGGACUCGGUGCGGAGCGGCAUGUUUCGUGGGCUGGAAGGGUUGCGCACACUGAUGCUGAGGAACAACCGCCUCAGCUGCGUUCACAACAGCAGCUUCACGGGGCUGCGCAACGUGCGUCUCCUCUCUCUCUACGAUAACCAGAUCACCACCAUCACCCCUGGGGCCUUUGAUACCCUGCAGUCCCUCUCCACACUGAACCUGCUGGCUAACCCCUUCAGCUGUGAUUGCCGGCUGGCCUGGCUUGGGGACUGGCUGAGGACCAGGAAGAUUGUGACUGGCAACCCACGCUGCCAGCAUCCCGCCUUCCUCAAGGAGAUCCCCCUGCAGGACGUGGCCUUCCUGGAUUUUCGCUGCGAGGAGGGCCAGGAGGAGGCGAGCUGUGUGCCACGGCCCCAGUGCCCCAGCGAGUGUACCUGCCUGGAGACGGUGGUGCGCUGCAGCAACAGGCACCUGCGAGCCCUGCCCCGGGGCAUCCCCAGGAACGUCACCGAGCUGUAUUUGGAUGGAAACCAAUUCAGUAUUGUACCAAAAGAGCUUUCUUCCUUUAAAUACCUUCAGCUUGUGGAUCUGAGUAACAACAAAAUCAGCUCUCUGACGAACUCGUCCUUCAUCAACAUGAGUCAGCUCACAACGCUGAUCCUGAGCUACAACUCCCUGCGAUGCAUCCCGGUCCUGGCAUUCAGAGGCCUGCGAUCCCUGCGUCUGCUGUCUCUCCAUGGCAACGAUGUGUCUGAGCUACUGGAGGGGAUAUUCAGUGAUGUACCAUCUCUCUCUCACCUGGCAAUUGGAGCAAACCCCCUGUACUGUGACUGUCGCCUGCGCUGGCUGUCUGACUGGGUGAAGACUGGUUACAAAGAGCCAGGGAUCGCACGUUGCACAGGGCCGGCGGGCAUGGAGGGCAAACUGCUUCUCACCACGCCAGCCAAGAAGUUUGAGUGCCAGGGUACGAUAGACCCUGCUGUCCUGGCCAAGUGCAGUCCCUGUACUUCGAACCCGUGCCGCAACGAGGGCACCUGCCAGAGCGACCCCGUGGAGCUUUACAAGUGUACCUGCGCACCAGGAUUUAAGGGGAAGGACUGUGAGACGACCCUAAACGCCUGCAUCAGCAACCCCUGCGCCAAUGAAGGAACCUGUCAGCCCAGCCCUGGGGAGAGCGGAGGAUACACCUGCACCUGCCCGCAAGGGUUCAAUGGGCCAGCCUGUGAAGUAAAUCUCGACGACUGCGAGGACAAUGACUGUGAAACUGGAGCCACCUGUGUGGACGGAGUCAACAACUACACCUGCCUGUGCCCCCCUUACCACACUGGUGACCUGUGUGAGGAGUUGGAAGAUGUCUGCUCUCCUGGAAGGAACCCAUGUCAGCAAGGCUCUAAGUGUGUCGUCACUGCCUCCGGACCCAAGUGUGAGUGUGCGCCUGGCUUUGUGGGUGAUGACUGCAGUGUGAACUAUGAUGACUGCGUGGAUCACCGCUGCCAGAACAUGGCUAGAUGUAUCGAUGAGCUCAAUGGCUACACCUGCCUCUGUGCUGAGGGCUACAGAGGGCAGCUCUGUGAGUUUCCCUCACGCCCCCCCAUUCCUUCCUCUCCGUGUGAAGUGGUUGAAUGUCAGAACAACGCCCCCUGUGUAGAGCGGGGAGGGCAUGCGCUGUGCCAGUGUCUGCCAGGCUUUGGGGGGCCACGCUGUGAGAAGCUGGUGAGCGUUAACUUUGUGGACCGAGACUCUUAUCUGCAACUGAGUGACCUGAAGAACUGGCCCCAUGCCAACAUCACUCUGCAGGUCUCCACAGCAGAGGACAAUGGGAUCCUGCUCUAUAACGGAGACAAUGACCACAUCGCUGUGGAGCUCUACCAGGGUCACGUCAGGGUCAGUUACGACCCGGGCAGCCAGCCCAGCCACGCCAUCUACAGCACUGAAACCAUUAACGAUGGACAGUUCCACACAGUGGAGCUGGUGACAUUUGACCAGAUGGUGAACCUGUCCAUUGACGGGGGCGCCCCGAUGACCAUGGACAGCUUUGGAAAGCUACACCCCCUGAACGGAGAGGCACCGCUAUACGUGGGGGGAAUGCCGGUCAAUGUGAACGCUGCUGCCUCCAGGCUCUGGCAGAUCCAGAAUGGCUCCAGCUUCCACGGCUGCAUCCAGAACCUGUACAUCAACAACGAGCUUCAGGACUUCACCAAGACCCAGAUGAAGCCGGGCGUGGUGCCGGGCUGCGAGCCCUGCCGCAAGAUCUACUGCCUUCACGGCAUCUGCCAGCCCGACGGUGCCACGGGACCCGUGUGCCACUGCCAGCCGGGCUGGAGCGGAGUGCACUGUGACCAGCCUGCCAGCAACCCCUGCCAGGGCAACAAGUGUGUUCAUGGCGCCUGCGUGCCACUCGACAUGCUGUCCUAUCGCUGUGAGUGCAAGGAGAGCUAUCGCGGUGCCCUGUGUAACCAGCAGGUGGAGCUCUUUAACCCUUGCAAUAAACUGCAAUGUAAACACGGGGACUGCCAGAUCUCUGAUGCCGGGGAGGCCUAUUGUCACUGUGACAGUGGCUACAGUGGGAAGCUCUGUGACACAGAGUCUGAAUGCCGUGGAGAGCCAGUGAGGGAUUAUUACCAGGUGCAGCGCGGCUAUUCCAUCUGCCAGACCACACGCAUGGUGUCAUGGGUAGAGUGCAGCGGGGCAUGUGAGACAGGUGCCUGCUGCAGCGCCCAGCGCAUGAAGCGCAGGAAAUACACCUUUGAGUGCAGCGACGGGAGCUCCUUCACAGAGGAAGUGGAGAAGACCAUCAAGUGCGGCUGCAUGGGGUGCAUGUAGUGGAGUCACCGGAGCCAGAAAGUCUUUUAUAUAUAUAUAUAUAUAUAUAUAUAUAUAUAUAUAA